AAGAAGAUAAAAGGAAAAGGAGGACUCAAGAGAGAGAAAGAGAGAUGGAUAGAUAGAGAGAGAGCUAAAGAUCCAGAGUGCGAAUAAGUAAACGAAAUGUCUUUAUCUCUCUUCCCCUUCCCUUUAGAUUUCCUCUCAUCUACUCUCUGGUUCUCUUGAUUAUUUAAUCCUAUUUUUUCUCUUUCUUUUUUUCGUUCUCCAUCUUCUCCUCAACCCAUCAAUCCUCUCUAUUCCCUUCCCAACCUCGUUAGCCGUCGUAAUCCGGCAGUAAUUUCCUCCCCGGUAAAGACGUCAUCUGCGUUUGGCGAUCCAAAUCGAAUCGACUUGUCUGAUUUCAAGCUGACGGCAUCUUCGUUUGUUGAUGUCAGUAUCGUCUUGAACGCUUCAAAUUUUGAUCGGGAAUUCGUCCGAUUCCCCUUUGGAAUUAUUUAUUUAUAUCGUUUUUGUAAUUCUUUCCAACGGACCGAUGUAUUUCGUUUCUCUGGAUAGUCCAGUCGACAGCAACGUGAGAGAGCAGAACCGAUUUCGGCAGAAGAUCCGGAGGUUCCGCUUUUAAAAGAGCUGAAAUUUGGCAUUAACUUUCAUGAGAGAUCUGAUUACUUUCGAUCUGACGCUGAAGUAUGAUGACGGAGGGAUUGAAUAGAGCGAUGGACAGAUGGAUUCACGUAUGCUGAAUUAUGGUGCCUCGCAGCUCGGGCCUUAUUUUAUGGUUCUCAGCAUCGAUAGGAUCCAAUAGCUACCGUGUCAUUGAUCAGCUCUACUUCCGAGAGUCUUGCCAGAUGCUCGCUGCCAGGACCCUGAGGAUUUGCCGAUAUGCUUCUUGAAGCCGCUGAGUCGAAGAGACUAUUUGAUCUCAAUCUGCCGUGCUUGAUGCCGGACAAAUUUUGCUCUGAUUUUGUCGAGAUAACAGAAGACGUAGUUUUGGAGAUGGGAUCUGAGAUAGGAAAUUCCGAUGGUCGUCGCUGCCAACAUUGCCGAUGUACUGCCGAGUCGUGCGAUUCUUUUCUUCCCGGUCUUCAUGAUGACAUUGUUCUGACCUGUCUUGCCUGGGCACGCCGAUCAGAUUAUGCGUCGCUCGCUUGCCUCAACAGGAGAUUCAAUUCCUUGAUAGCAAGCGGCUCCCUCUAUGGAUUGCGGAAGCAGAUGGGCAUCGCCGAGCACUGGGUCUACUUGGUCUGUGACCCUCGGGGGUGGGAAGCUUUCGACCCCAUGAGAAAGAAAUGGAUGAGACUACCUAAGAUCCCUUGUGAUGAAUGCUUCAAUCAUGCAGACAAGGAGUCCUUAGCUGUGGGUAGUGAACUACUGGUUUUUGGCCGAGAGUUAUUGGAUUUCGCUACCUGGAAGUAUAGUUUGGUUCGUCGGAAUUGGGUCAGGUGUCAGGGGAUGAAUCUCCCUCGAUGCCUGUUCGGUUCGAGUAGCUUUGGUUCGAUUUCCAUUGUCGCAGGAGGGAGUGAUAAGAAAGGGAAGAUAUUGGAAUCUGCUGAGCUCUACGAUUCGGAGACUGGUAGAUGGGAACUGUUACCUAAUAUGCACUCCCCACGUAAGUUGUGCUCUGGGUUUUUCAUGGAUGGGAAGUUCUAUGUGAUAGGUGGGAUGUCAAGUCAUACGGUCUCAUUGACUUGUGGAGAGGAGUAUAAUCUUAAGACGAGGAAAUGGACGAAAAUUGAAGGAAUGUACCCAAAUGUUAAUCAGGUGGCUCAAGCACCGCCGCUUGUGGCAGUGGUGGAUAACCAGCUCUAUGCGGUUGAGCACUCAACCAACAUGGUGAAGAAGUAUGCUAAGGAGAAGAACACCUGGGCUGUCUUGGGAAGGCUCCCUGUCAGAGCUGAUUCUGCGAAUGGUUGGGGCUUGGCUUUUAAGGCAUGUGGGAAGGAACUGCUAGUUGUAGGUGGGCAGAGAGGCCCGGAAGGUGAGGGUAUCGUCUUGAACUCUUGGUGUCCGAAGUCGGGGGUCAAGGAUGGGACCUUGGAGUGGAAGGUGAUCGGUGUGAAGGAGCACGCCGGGGUGUUUGUCUAUAAUUGUGCCGUCAUGGGUUGUUGAGUACUUGUUCUUCAAUUUAUUCAGUCCGAGAGAUUGAACACUGCAAUCUAACGAGGCCUUUUGGCUGCUCUUGAGGCGGCUCCUUCACCUGUGAUCUCAUUGACUACUACUAUCACUGAUUGUCUAGGCACCUUUCGUUGAUUUGAAUAUUCAUUUUACUCUUUGACAAUUCUGUAUUUGGAUAUGGUGCUCAAUUGCAGAUCCCUGUCCCAUAACUUCUAAGGGAAGAUUACUGAUUAGAUACACAAUGGCGCAGUUCUCUGUUUCCUCUGCACAACAGUUUUGUCGUGAGAACAUGAAAAGCAUUAUCGAUUUUGUGAGGUGAGUUUUCUCACUACUGAUGCAUGGUUGUGUUUCAGGAGAACUACUAUUGAUUAGGAACCCAGUGAUACUAUACUGCCUGUCAUACUUCAUCAAGUUCUUUUUUUUCCAAUCCAUGGCCUAUUCCCUGUACCAAGAACUUGGAUAGUGCUAUUAAGUGGGUUGGAAUUUCUCACAAGUGAUGCGCAGUGUUGUGUUUGUCUGAAAAUCCAUCAAGACUGGUUCUCUGCCUUCAGCCUUAUUUUCUUGUUCAUUUUCAACUUUUACUGUAGUCUUGUUGUAAUUGCUUUAGAUAAUUCACUUUGGGGAUUUUCUUAUUGAUAAUUUGUAACCUUAUUUUUUUGCUCCUUUGGCAUAAAACACUUCUUUUGCUAUAGAGAAAAAUUCUGUCA
Molecule: messenger RNA, 2753 nt
Organism: Macadamia integrifolia
Lineage: Eukaryota; Viridiplantae; Streptophyta; Magnoliopsida; Proteales; Proteaceae
Product: F-box/kelch-repeat protein At5g60570-like
Exons: 2
Coding region: 814-2040 (408 amino acids)
Cellular component (GO): nucleus
Molecular function (GO): protein binding
Source: RefSeq, a predicted model, not a curated record